CGGGCGCAGUUUCGACAGCUUGGCUUAGAUUCAGCUCCACCCCUAUGUGGCGGCUCACUUGAUCAGAUCCUUGAACGUGAACCGUUUAGCUGAGAAGCACUUUUGCUGGAGCCCGGAGAACAGAGGGAUACGGCGAGAGGGUCUCUACUUCGGAGGAGUUGCUCUUUUUUCCGCUUAGUCUUAUAGAAACGGUUUUUACAAAAGAGCUCAUUCUCCAGACUGCACCGAUGAUGGGAACUAAGGCUGGCUUACAUUUUGCUCUAUGUAUCUGGCUUCUAAUCUCGGCUCAUAUUAUAAUGACCGCUGAUGCUGCGAUUACUUGCGCGUCUUGUCAAUUGGCAAUUCACCUAAACCAAGACGAAUUACUGCGGGAAAAACGAAUGAAUGAAGGAGAGACGGGAUUUGUACUUAAACAGCAAUUCGGCGAGGAAUUGCCACGAACGAGAUAUUUUGCUGAUAAAAGAGAGGUACUUUAUAGAUCAGAGGAAUUCGGGGUCCCUAACCAUGUAAAGAAAUGGUCCGCGGAUGCGGGAGAUGGAGUUUCGGAACUAUUCCCGCAUAAUUCGUUUCAGGCAAGUGAAAAAGUAAGACUUGAUGGCGAUAAAAGCGACACGGGGGGAAACCAAUUAGGCGAGAAGAGUUCAGCGUUUCUGCGGCCGAAGCGGAGCGAAGCAGAAGUAGGUGAUUUUUCCGAAAGUGUGAGAAGCGGCGACGCUUUCAUGGAUGGAGCGCAGGACAGGGAAGCAGCUGGUCCGAUGUUCAAUGGACACAGGCAGAGCAGGUCCAAGUUCAACUGGGCCGGGGAUGAUAGUAAAGUGAUAAAUCCUCGACAAGAUGAGCCCAAAGUUACCAGCACCACCUUCGCAUUGACGGGGGAUUCCGCGCACAACCAAGCUAUGGUGCACUGGUCUGGACACAACAGCAGCGUGAUCCUAAUCUUGACCAAGCUUUAUGACUUCAACUUGGGAAGCGUGACAGAAAGCUCUUUAUGGAGGUCAACAGACUACGGGACCACCUACGAAAAAGUAAAUGACAAGGUGGGAUUAAAGACUGUGCUGAGCUACUUGUAUGUCUGCCCAACAAAUAAAAGAAAGAUAAUGGUGCUAAGUGACCCAGACCAUGAAAGCAGCAUCCUGAUCAGCUCUGAUGAAGGUGCAAGCUAUCAGAAAUUCCGGAUGAACUUUUAUAUUCUGAGUCUUCUAUUUCACCCAACGCAAGAAAACUGGCUGCUGGCAUACAGUCAUGAUCAUAAGCUGUACAGUUCGGUUGAUUUUGGAAGAAAGUGGCAACUGGUCCAUGAACGCGUGACGCCAAACAGAUUCUACUGGGCAGUAAUAGGUUUGGACAAGGAGUUAGACCUGAUUCACAUGGAAGCCCACACACCCGAUGGACGGGCACAAUAUAUAACAUGUAAGGUUCAAGGAUGCUCUGACUCAAGCAGAAAUGAUCCUUUCCCUGGAUAUAUCGACACAAGUUCCCUUGUAGUUCAGGAUGACUACAUGUUCAUUCAGGUUACAACAUCGGGACGAGCGAGUUAUUACGUAUCAUAUCAAAGAGAACCAUUUAUGAAGAUCAAACUACCUAAAUAUUCCCUUCCAAAAGACAUGCACAUUAUUAGCACAGAUGAGAACCAGGUUUUUGCAGCAGUGCAGGAGUGGAAUCAGAAUGAUACAUAUAACCUAUAUAUAUCUGACACACGUGGAAUCUACUUCACCCUGGCGUUGGAGAAUCUUAAAACCACCCGAGGACUUGAGGGAAACAUCAUGAUCGACUUUUAUGAGGUAGCGGGGAUAAAGGGAAUGUUCAUAGCCAACAGAAAGCUUGAUAAUCAAGUGAAGACAUAUAUCACCUACAACAAAGGCAGAGACUGGCGUCUGCUACAGGCUCCAGCUUCAGACCUGACAGGCAAUGACAUUCAUUGCACUCUGCCUUUCUGCUCCCUGCAUUUACAUUUGCAGAUAUCGGAAAAUCCUUACACUUCUGGAAGUAUUUUGAGCAAAACUUCAGCACCAGGCGUUAUUGUGGCUACAGGUAAUAUCGGCUCUGAGCUUUCAUACAAUAAUGUUGGAAUGUAUAUAUCAUCAGAUGCUGGCAAUAACUGGAGACAGAUUUUUCAGGAAGAGCAUAACGUUUGGUUCCUGGACAAAGGAGGUGCCCUGCUUGCAGUUAAGCAAGCAACAGUCCCUAUCAGGCAUCUGUGGAUCAGCUUUGAUGAAGGCAGACAGUGGAUUCGACAUGGCUUUUCUUUGGUGCCGCUCUUUGUGGAUGGAAUUUUAGUAGAGCCAGGAACAGAAAAUCAGAUAAUGACGUUUUUCGGGCACUUUAGUCAUCAUUCUGAAUGGCAGCUUAUAAAAAUCGACUAUAAAUCCAUCUUCACUAAAAGAUGCACUGAAGGGGACUACCAGACGUGGCAUUUGCACAACCAGGGUGAACCUUGUGUAAUGGGAGAAAAACAAAUCUAUAUGAAGCGUAGACCAGGCAACCGAUGCAUGCUGGGAAAAGACUACUCCAGAAUACUAUCAGCUGAACCUUGCAUCUGUAGAACCUAUGAUUUUGAAUGUGAUUACGGAUUUGAAAGCCAUGGGGAUGGAAAAUGUCUGCCGGCAUUUUGGUUCAAUCCUUCCACAGUGACCAAAAGCUGUAGCUACGGGAGGAACUACCUCAACAGCACUGGAUACCGGAAAGUAGUAUCCAAUAACUGUACAAAGGGAGUGAAGGAAAUAUAUACAGCCAAGAAGCAGGAGUGCCCUAACACAGCUCCCAGAGGCCUUCAGCUGAUCACUAACGACGGGAAGUUGACAGCUAUCCUCGGCGCCAACGUUACGUUCCUUAUACAUCUUGAAGAGGGUGAUUCUAUGAGAACAAACAUUCAGUUGGAUUUUGGGGAUGGCAUAGCGGUGUCCUACUCAAACCUUACCUGGACUAAGGAUGGAAUAAAACAUCUUUACAAAAGUGCCGGAAUCUUUCGAGUUACUGCACUUGCAGAAAACAACCUUGGGCUUGACAGCACUACACUUUACUUACACAUUAGCUGUCCUGUAGAACAUGUCCAUCUCUUAGCUCCAUUUGUUGCAAUUAGGAAUAAGGAGGUCAACCUCACUGCCGGCGUCUGGCCUAGCUAUCCUAGAACCGUAACCUACUUCUGGUGGUUCUGGAACAGUACUGAGCCAAUAGUGACCUUGGAAGGAAGCAUUUCCUAUACUUUUGCAGCAGAGGGAAUGAAUACUGUUACAGUCCAGGUGUCUUCUGGGAAUAUAAUAUUACAGGAUACAAGAACAAUAGCAGUACAAGAGUUCUUCAAAUCACUCCUUUUAUCUUUCUCCCCUAAUCUGGAUGAGUACAACCCAAACAUUCCUGAGUGGAGGCAGGACGUAGGAAGAGUGAUUAAGAAGGCCCUUCUGCAGGUGGCUGACAUUCCGGAAGAGCAACUCCUGGUAGCUGUAUUUCCCGGUUUGCCAACCGCGGCGGAACUGUUCAUUCUGCCGCGCAAAAACUAUUCCGAAGGAAGGAAAAAAAGUGAAGAGGACUUGGAUCAUAUAUCGGCAAUUCUAGUCAGUGCACUUAAUCAGAAUUUGGUUGAGUUCGAACUGAAGCCUGGCGUUCGAGUCAUUGUUUACAUCACACAGUUAACUUUAGCUCCGCUGGUUGACUCCAGCCAGAGAAACAGCAGCUCUGCUAUGCUGAUGCUUCUUUCAGUCGUGUUCCUGGGUUUAGCUGUUUUUUUAAUCUACAAGUUCAAAAGAAAAAUUCCAUGGCUAAACAUAUAUGCUGAGGUUAACCACGAGAAAGAGCAGGAGAUGAUUGGCUCUGUCAGCCAAAGUGACAGCACACCGAAAAUAACACUUAGCGAGUUCUCCACUCCCAAGGAGCUGAAGGAGAAAGAACUGGAUGCAAGGAUUAAAGGAGGAAUUGGGAUUGUCAGUGAGAGCACAAGGGAGAUUCCAAACUGCACUAGUGUUUAAAUGAAAAAGAAAGUUACACAUUGUACAGGAGUAGUGGAAACUGGGG
Molecule: messenger RNA, 4008 nt
Organism: Brienomyrus brachyistius
Lineage: Eukaryota; Metazoa; Chordata; Actinopteri; Osteoglossiformes; Mormyridae
Gene: sorcs3a
Product: sortilin related VPS10 domain containing receptor 3
Exons: 27
Coding region: 228-3962 (1244 amino acids)
Cellular component (GO): membrane
Molecular function (GO): protein binding
Source: RefSeq, a predicted model, not a curated record